ACCAAAUGACUGGGCGACACACUAAUUUCUGCUCGCGCAAAAUCACCAAAUUUUUAUUUGUAUCUCGAACAUGGUGCGCACAGGUCACAACUGCGGUGACUUGAUAAACGGAAAAUAAAUACCUAUUGGAAGUGAAAAAAAAUAAAUUAUUUUAAAUAAUAAAUAUACUAGUUUGAAGUAGUGAUUUAAUAGUAGUGGAAGAGUAAAUGGACCAGCUGCUGCUAGCUUGUGCCUAAGCGAAAAAAAAAUUACAAUUAUAUACAUAUAUGAAUUAGCCGCCGUGCACACAAGACUUCGACUGAGUGAGUUUGGCAGGUGUGGAGAAUUAUGAAAAAAUGAAAAAUACAACAAAAUAAUAAUGAAAUAAAGAGCAAACGUUUUAGCCGUAUAUGUAAAAGCAAAAAAAAAAAAAUACAAAAAAACAACUGUUUGAGCAAGCAAAGUGUAUGUAGAGUGGGCUUAGUUAACGAGAAGCUACAUAGCUGGAACGGCGACGUUGACUUUGGCAGCGGCGAUAACGAUUGCGCGACUAGAGCAACACAUAAAGCUGACUACAGCAAUUCUCAAUGAAUGGAGCGCCACCAAAAUAAAAAUUGGCAAAAAAAUUACAAUAAAAAUUGCACAAAUUACACAGAGAUAACAACGGUAAAUGGUAGUAGAAAUACCAAACUCAAAAAUCUUAAAUUGUUUAUAGUAUCAUAAUUUCCUUAGAAAAAAAGACCGCGUGUUUGUGUGUGUAUUACGUGAGCAUACAUACCGUAAAUGAAAAAAAAAUGAAAACUUUUAAUAAAUUUAGCAAAAUAUGUGAAUAAUAAAUUGCAUGUGUGUGUUUGUAUAUGUGCGUUAGAUUAAUCACGCGAGAGCAGCUGUAUCAAAGCAAUCUAGAGCUAAUCUCGUUGUGUGCAAAGUGUUUCGCACAGCCGCCGCCGCCGCCGCUACUAUUGUGCGCUAUUAUCGCUGAAACCAACACAACAACACAACAGAUUUUUCCGGCGGCUGCCAGGAAACGAACGGUUAAUCGACGAACAACAACAACCACUAUAUGAGAAUUCUGCGCAGCUACAACAUGUACAAUAAUCGUCCUCAAAGCAGAUCUUAUUUCAACACACAGAAAUAGCAAACAAUUCCAACAACAACAAAAGCAGUAAAAUCAAAAGUAAGGACAUCCGAGCACUGUCGUUAAACCCCGUUACAAUUGGCGUUUCAUUGUAUUGUCGCUGCUUAUCUCAGCCGAACACUUUUAACUGGACGAACUGAAUUUUAUUUGGCAACACACUUAGCAGCAGAGUUUCCUUCAGAGUCGACAUAACAUUUUUUAUUGUUAUCAUUCAGUACGCUUCCCGCGAGCUCCAGCCCGAGUGGUGCAAUGAAACGAAGCAGUUUUGCGCUUGUGUCUUCAUGAGUACCGUUAUAAGUAUGUUUGUCUGAGUUUUCAAACUUGCACCAAUGCAUUGCUGUUGGUAUUUGUGGAGCAAAGAGUUUUGUGCGACGGAAUAUUUGUGAAUAGAAAUUGUUGUUGGCAAUAUGUUGAGCACGUCGACAUAUGUUUCGAUUGGACCGGUGGAGGUGCCGAAGGCACUGCAGGACGGCGAGAAAUUCAUUAAAUGGGAUGAUGACUCAGGCACUGGCACACCGGUCACCAUGCGUGUGGAUCCCAAAGGAUACUAUUUAUAUUGGAUUGAUCAGAAUAAUGAGAUGGACAUUUUGGACAUAGCGACCAUACGCGACACACGCACCGGUCCAUAUGCCAAGAAACCAAAAGAUUCUAAAUUACGUCAAAUUGUAACACUUGGCUCACAGGACACAUUGGAGGAGAAAACUGUGACCAUUUGUCAUGGUUGUGAUUUCGUUAAUGUAACAUUUGUGAAUUUUUGCUGUACCAAAAGGGAGAUUGCACAGCAAUGGUGCGAUGGCAUUAUGCGUCUGGCUUACAGUUUGGCCAGACUCAACGGCUCGGCCAAUACGUUUCUACAGAAGGCGCACACCAAACUCUGCCUGCAAGUGGACAAAACUGGCAAAAUUCCAGUGAAGAACAUCAUGAAAAUGUUCGCACAGAACAAAGAGGAUCGCAAGCGCGUCGAGAAGGCGUUGGACAUGAGCGGCUUGCCGUCGGGGAAAAUUGAGACUUUGUCCUUGUCGAAGUUUCAUUUCGAGGACUUUUUCAAUUUGUACAAGAAUCUCACGCAACGCAGUGAAGUGGAGAAAAUAUUCGAUGGCAUCGUUGGCAACUCCAAACGCAAAUGCAUGUGCAUCGCCCAACUUGUAGAGUUUCUCAACAAAACCCAACGUGAUCCACGACUGAACGAGAUUUUAUAUCCUUACGCGAACGCCACGCGUGCCAAGGAGAUUAUACAGGAAUACGAGCCGAAUAAGUUCAAUGCGCAGAAGAACCAGCUUAGUUUAGAUGGUUUUCUGAGGUAUCUAAUGUCCGAUGACAAUCCAAUUGUGGCGCCUAGCAAACUGGACUUAUGCGAUGACAUGGAUCAGCCAUUAUCGCAUUAUUUUGUAAAUUCCUCCCACAAUACAUACUUAAUAGGACAUCAGUUGACAGGCAAAUCGUCGGUGGAAAUUUAUCGUCAAUGCUUGUUGGCCGGAUGUAGAUGCGUGGAAUUGGAUUUCUGGAACGGUCGCACUGAUGAGCCAGUCAUUGUGCACGGCUACACGCUCGUUCCCGAAAUUAAUGCCAGAGACGCGCUGGAGGCGAUUGCCGAGAGCGCAUUCAAAACAUCGGAGUUUCCUGUGAUAUUAAGUUUCGAAAACCAUUGCAAUCCAAGGCAACAGGCUAAAAUCGCCAACUACUGUCGUGAGAUAUUCGGUGAUAUGUUGUUAGAUAAACCGCUAGAUUCACAUCCGCUAGAGCCCAAUGUUGAUUUGCCGCCACCAUCAUUACUUAAGCGUAAAAUUAUCAUUAAGAAUAAACGAAAACAUCAUCACCAUCAUCGGCACAAGAAGGGCGGCGCAGCAGCGGCGGCCACCAUAACGGUCAGCAAAUUGUCGACGGCGAACUCAGUUGAUGCAUCCAGCAAAGCAACGGCAAAUCAUGCCACCACACCAUCUGCCAUACAGCAACAGGUCUCCGUGCAGGGUGAAAGUGCAGCAGCAGCGACUGGCGGUUCUGCAUUGUCCACCCCAGUGUUGACUGGUAAUGGGGAUAUUAGCAGCACAGUGUAUCCGCCACCACUGCAGCAAAUUCGUCAGAAUUCUAAGGACAGCACUGGCUCUUCGGAUACGGACAGCUCCAGCGAUGAUGAGUCUUUGCCGAAUGUAACACCCAAUCCACCUGUGGGCGCCGAUCCAACGGCAGAGAAGCCACAGAAGGAAACUGAAGCGGCUGCUGAGCUCUCGGCGCUGGUCAAUUAUGUGGAACCGGUGCAUUUUUAUACAUUCGAAAGUGCGGAAAAAAAAAAUCGCUGCUACGAAAUGUCCUCCUUUGAUGAAAAACAGGCUACAGCGUUGCUUAAAGAGCGCCCAAUUGAGUUCGUCAACUACAACAAACAUCAGCUGUCGCGUGUUUAUCCGACCGGUACACGCUUCGAUAGCUCCAACUUCAUGCCACAGCUCUUCUGGAAUGCCGGCUGUCAGCUGGUGGCGCUCAACUAUCAAACCUUGGAUUUGGCUAUGCAAUUGAAUUUGGGCAUAUUCGAGUACAAUGACCGUUCGGGUUAUCUGCUGAAGCCCGAAUUCAUGAGACGCACCGAUCGGCGGCUGGAUCCGUUUGCCGAGAGCACGGUGGAUGGCAUCAUAGCUGGUACUGUGUCCAUUACGGUGCUGUCGGGACAAUUUCUAACGGAUAAACGUGUGGGCACCUAUGUGGAAGUGGAAAUGUUUGGUUUGCCCGCGGAUACAGUGAGAAAACGUUUUCGUACACGCAUUGUACGCGAUAAUGGCUUGAAUCCGGUGUAUGACGAGGAGCCUUUUGUGUUCAAAAAGGUGGUGCUGCCCGAGCUUGCCAAUAUACGCAUUGCGGCUUAUGAAGAGGGUGGCAAAUUCCUGGGUCAUCGUGUGCUCCCCGUUAUUGGCUUAUGCCCUGGCUAUCGUCAUGUCAAUCUACGCACCGAAUUGGGUCAACCCUUGACGCUAGCAUCGCUGUUUCUAAAUAUUGUUGUUAAGGAUUAUGUGCCCGACGAUCUUUCGAAUUUCGCCGAGGCUUUAGCUAAUCCAAUUAAAUAUCAAAGUGAAUUGGAGAAACGCGACAAACAGCUAGCCGUGCUGACUGAGGGCACCGAACCGAUCUCAUCGGACGAGGACAUAACCAAUUCAUUCGUUUUUGUACAAGUAGGUGGCCAGAAGAAGGAGCUACGUCCCGUCGAGUCGACAACAAUGAGUCCGAAGCACCGCGCCAGUAUUACCACGGCCAAUACCGCCAAUGUCGAUGCAAAUACUGGCGUGGAUCAAGACACCGCCGAUGCAGGCACCGCUGGCGGUCCGGGUUUUACACAUCAGCAUUCGCUUGAAUCUACUGCGCAGACCUCUAUCAGACAGGUGGAGUCGUCGUUCGAUGUGGAGCUGGUGCGCGCAGAAACACUGGAUAAGAUACUCGACAAUAAGUUGGUGCGUGAAAAGCGUUUUGAGAUGGAGAAAAAACUGGAAUCAUUGCGUAAGAAGCACGAUAAGGAGAAGACCAAAAUCGCUAUGCAAAAGUCUAGUCCGAUGGAUGGCAACAAAAAGCCGAUGUUCAAUAUUGCCAGCAAGUUAAAGAAACGUCUCAGCAAUAAGAAUCUUAAUUGUCUCUCCACUAGCGAUACGGGUGUGGAAGUGCCGCCAUGCUUUCCGGAUAUUGGUGAUCUCAACGAGGACUGUGUGGAUGGUGCCACUAGUAGUGGUGGCGAGAGUCCCGCACUGGUGACACGGUCACAGCAGGAGCGUUUACUUGCCUCUUGUAGGGAGUAUUCAACGCAGUAUCGUGACAUACAGGAGAAGUAUCAUGAGGUAAUCUAUGCGCUGGCGGACAAGGUGUUGCGUACUUCGCAGGCAAAUCAAAUGAAACAACUAAAAGCCUCGCUGGAUCGUGUCACUUCGGAGGUAAUGCAUCAGCUGCAGGAGGCGCGUCGCACGGAGGUGAAAAACUUGUCUUCAGUGCAUCGUGAUCGCGAUGAGUUGGUUAGAAUGAAGCGCGAAGUGGCGAGUUCGGUGGUGGAGCGUGGUGUCGCUGAGCGCGUGCGUCUGAAGCAAACCUACGACAAACGUACCGAUGACCUGCAAAAACAACACGAAGCCGUGAGGAAUGCAUUGACCGAGCAUCGAAACAAGGCCCGACAAAUACUCGAAAAGGAAGCUGAAUCUCGUACUUGCAUCAUCAGCAAUGGAUUUUUGGUGCUCUUCAGCAGCGGUGGCGCCGCUGCCACCACAUCGGCCACAAGCAAUAAUCUCACACUGAAUUUAAAUGGUGGCAACACCAUAUCACCGGCACGUUCGAGCAACAGCAUCACGAACAGCACCAGCGCGGUCAGGAACAAAGACGAUUUGGGUGGUGGAGACGACGAAACUGGCGCGAAUGCUUUGGCUGGUGCGGCGGCUGGCGUUUAAGCGCUGCCCAGAAACACUACGGUAUAACAGUAUUUGCACUUGCGUGUCAAAAGCAAGGCGAAAAAGUUGAAAAUCUAGCGUAUAAGUAAAGAAAACCAAAAGGUGAAUUUAAAGUAGUCAACAUGUUGUGUGUGCAUAAAUAUGGGUGCAAUAGCAAGUAGAGUAGUAAGGGUAUAGCAUUGGAAAUCACUGGGUAAAUUAAAAUUAGUUUAAAUGGAAUAAAACUACAAAAGUGUUAUCUAAUAUCUAAAUGUUGGUUGUUUAUGUGAACAAAAUAAAACUAUUUAUAAAUGCUAAUUGUUAAUGAAUAACUGUAACUGUAUAUGUGUAAAUGUAUGUAUGUACUGUGUAGAGCAUAAAUUAAUACUAAAAUGAAAUUCUCCAAAAUAAUUCAACAUACAGUUAUUACAUGACUCUGCAGUACAUUUAAACUGUUAGUUAAUAGUGAAUACAC
This is a messenger RNA of Zeugodacus cucurbitae (melon fly), 5980 nucleotides long. RefSeq names its product 1-phosphatidylinositol 4,5-bisphosphate phosphodiesterase classes I and II (gene Plc21C). Gene Ontology annotation, molecular function: phosphatidylinositol-4,5-bisphosphate phospholipase C activity; calcium ion binding. The transcript has 20 exons. NCBI's taxonomy places the organism in Eukaryota, Metazoa, Arthropoda, Insecta, Diptera, Tephritidae. The record is from RefSeq and is a predicted model, not a curated record. Bases 1525 to 5526 code for a protein of 1333 amino acids. Gene Ontology annotation, biological process: phosphatidylinositol-mediated signaling; lipid metabolic process.